Hyalella azteca is the source of this 2197-nucleotide messenger RNA. RefSeq names its product EF-hand domain-containing protein D2 homolog. The transcript has 3 exons. Gene Ontology annotation, molecular function: calcium ion binding. NCBI's taxonomy places the organism in Eukaryota, Metazoa, Arthropoda, Malacostraca, Amphipoda, Hyalellidae. Bases 293 to 811 code for a protein of 172 amino acids. The record is from RefSeq and is a predicted model, not a curated record.
GUGCUGGAUGCAUGCGUGCUUGUAAAUGCUGGAGACGAAGGCGGCCCUGCGUGGAUGGCAUAAAUCUUAACGUUCAUAUCCCCGUGAUGGCUUGGGUACGAGAGGACAUAGAAUAAAAGCUUGUGUUAUUAGUAUAAGUGCGGCUAGAGCUGCUCUACUGAAAUGAAGCCUUCAAAACUUGAUUUAUUAAAAAAGGUUUAUCAUGAUUUUUUGUUGUAUGAUUCGAAUAAUUGGUCGCAUACCCACAUAAAAUUUCAGAAUUUCUUACUGUGUAACUAGCUUAUCAGGGAAGAUGGCUUCCGACGUUCCUGCCGUUUCGUCCCUCAUGAUCGUUAAUCACCCGGAGUUCACCGAAGAGGAGCUAACGCAGAUCUUGAGCUUAUUCUGCAAGUAUGCGUCGCCGCCCGACAAGUCAGGCAGCAUGGACCUUGCCAACCUCAAGCAGCUGCUGCAGGCUCUGGACCUGGCACAGACGCACCUCGAGAGCAAACAGACAUUCGACAAGUACGCUAAGAACGGCAAGCUCGACCUCGACUGCUUCAUGAAGAUGGUUAAAGAUCUCACCAGUAAAGCUGGCACCAUCAGCCUUGAGAGCGUCAUGCGUCUCGCGUCCAAGGAGGAGAUCGACGUCGACGAGACCGGCGUUGGCGGGGCCAAGAGGUUCUUUGAGGCCAAGGCGAAGGUGCUCGAGGUGGGCGAUCGAGCGUACCGGGCUUUUGAGGACCGAAAGAAAGAGGAAGAGGAGAAGCUGAAGAAGAAAGAAGAGUUCAAGAAGAGGAGGGAACUCUUCCAGCCCACGGCGGCUUCGUAGUGCAUCAUGAGGGUUGACUCCAAAUGCGUGGCAUGAAACUCUUCCUCCCACAUGCUGUCAAUUAUUGUCGAGUGUUUUUAAACUGAUAUGGAUUGUGCUGUCCAAGUGUUCUUUUAACAAGCGGUGUGUUCGUGAUGAGCGUAGAUCUCCGUAUUCAGUACCAAUGGUGAAGUCUGUCCUAGAUGUUAUAGCGGACUUCUGACUUACCUUCCGGCUACUUAUAGUUUGAAGACAAAUUAAAUUCCUUACGUCAGGUCCUCUGAUCGUCCAUUUGACUUGGUAUUUUGGUCUACGAUGUAACAUUCCAUUCACAAAUUUGUUGAUCUCCUAUUACAGUAUCAGUUCUUUUACUGCGACAAACUGAACGAGAGGUUUUUAAAUGGUUUAUACUAGGUAUUUAGAAACACAGCCGAAUCCGAUUGAAAAAAUACUAGGUUUUAAGUCAAUUAGUAACAAUGUCUUACUAACCAUCUACCUAAAACUCCCGUGAAUACUACUGACUAUCGGGUAACGCGAGGUAAAGGUUGAGCUUUUAACCAAGUCUGUAACUGGAAUGGUUUAUGUUCUUAAAGCGGCCGCUCGCCGUGGACAUAUCCAGCUCGGCCAGAAUAUCGCAAGCAUAUCGCACUUGGCCUUCACUCAUCCACCAAGUUUCAUGAAAUUUAGUGUUAUUUAAGAGAACUAAAUUUCAAAAAAAGACACGACUGUUCAUGUGUUCUGCUUCCGUGUUGUACAAAAAGGCUUUCUAGUCUGUUAAUUCUCGUUCCAAUGACUGGUACUAUCGCGUGUAUUUUCAUUAACAUUUUUUAAUACGAGCUUCCAGAGUCCAUGCUGUACUAACAUGAUUGCUAGGCUAAGUGGCCGUCUCAGCGGCGGUAAAUUGCAUUAUGUUUAUUUAACCUUGCAAUACUCAAUAUUUCUCCCGUGCGUUUUUAAACUUUAAUUGGCGAAGCGAGAGGUUUCAGGACAGAGUUCGCCCGCUAUUGCUUCUGUGUUCAAAAGUUGAUUUGAAGCUCCAAAUUCGUGCUGUGCCGCCCGCUGCGCUUGUACCAUUUUUGUAAUUUUUAUUCUAAAAACGUACUUUCUUGAUGGACAAGCCAAGUCUAUGAGCAAUAAACUUUCUGUACUCGUGUGACAGUUAUAUUUAGCGAGAUUUUCGGGCUCAUUGAGCAUAUCGCUUCAUGCUAUAAUAGGAAAGAGAUAUUUUAUUGAUGUUGCUGUGUAUAGUUUUAGUAUUGCUUUCAAAUUUGGUAAUCUAAUUAGUCAUCGGAUGAAGUUAACUUUUUGUUUCGGUGAUGCCACAACAUUUUAAUUCCUAUUGAUUUCAUUUUAUGCAACUCCUAUUUUGAUUUACACUCAGUUUGAUGUUUAAGAAAUGUCCUACUA